GCUGAGGGAGCGGCGGCCGCAGGGCGCUUUGAGAAUAAUCAUCAGCGUUAACAAGGAUUGAUUGUGUGCUCCUCAUCCUCCUGGUUUGGUUUUAUUUGGAAAAAGCUUUGGCUGUCGUGUCGGAGAGGCAAAGAGGUGAAUGAACGUCCCUUUCAAGGGGGCAGCACUGGAAGAACCUUUAUGGGCUCCUAAUGACGUGCAGGUGGACGAUUGACUGAUGAUAAUUAAGGUCAACAUGGAUUUGUGGUUCUUUCUCCUUUUGCUCGGAAGUGGCCUGAUAAGUGUAGGUGCUAACAACAUUACAACAGAGCCACCCACAACAGUGUCCACCUCCCCCAGGAGCCCCACCAAAGCUCCUACAGCAGGUCCUGAGGAUGGGACCACACCCAACACACACAGACUCAACAUGAGCACUCCAGGGACUGUUCCUACCACAGCACCAAAACCUCCUCCAACCACAGCCACCAGGAUCUCCCCCAAUGCCACCUCUGGCAGCCUCAACAUCUCCUCCACCCUGGGGACAACCGUGCCUGUGCCUCCAGCCCCAUCCCUGCUCCCCAGCGUGACGCCGUCGGCCCCACGCGCCACCGUCCCCAGCACGGAGGCAGAGACGACAGAGAGGAAUUUCAGCAUGGUGGUGACAACACAGGAGACCUCUUCUGCUUCCCACAACGGUAACUCUGACAGAAGAGAUGAGACUCCCAUUAUAGCUGUGAUGGUGGCCCUGUCCUCCCUCCUAGUCAUAGUAUUUAUUAUUAUUGUUCUGUACAUGUUGAGGUUCAAGAAAUACAAGCAGGCAGGGAGCCACUCCAACUCCUUCCGUCUGUCCAACGGCCGGACAGACGACACAGAGCCACAGAGCAUGCCCCUGCUGGCCCGCUCGCCCAGCACCAACCGCAAGUACCCCCCGCUGCCCGUGGACAAGCUGGAGGAGGAGAUCAACCGCCGCAUGGCUGACGACAACAAGCUCUUCAGGGAGGAGUUCAACGCUCUCCCAGCGUGUCCCAUACAGGCCACGUGUGAAGCUGCUUCCAAGGAGGAGAACAAGGAGAAGAACAGAUAUGUGAACAUUUUGCCCUAUGAUCAUUCCAGGGUUCACCUGACUCCUGUGGAAGGGGUCCCUGACUCCGACUACAUCAACGCCUCCUUCAUUAAUGGGUACCAAGAGAAAAAUAAAUUCAUUGCUGCACAAGGACCAAAGGAAGAAACAGUGAAUGAUUUUUGGAGGAUGAUUUGGGAGCAAAACACAGCGACAAUUGUCAUGGUGACCAACCUGAAGGAGAGGAAAGAGUGUAAAUGUGCUCAGUACUGGCCGGAUCAGGGCUGCUGGACCUACGGGAACAUCCGAGUGUCCGUGGAGGACGUGACCGUGCUGGUGGAUUACACCGUGCGCAAGUUCUGCAUCCAGCAGGUGCCAGGGGUCACCUCCCCAUCCCAUCCCUCCCCUCUCCACUCCGGGCAUCCCAAAGGUGUUGGCUCAACCCCUCCAAGGCUCUGUGAGAAAUUAAUUCGUCCCAAGAGCCUGGAAGAACUGCUCCCCAAUCCCCCCACCCUGUCCUGCAGUGCCGGGGUGGGCCGCACGGGCACGUUCAUCGUCAUCGACGCCAUGCUGGACAUGAUGCACACGGAGAGGAAGGUGGAUGUCUACGGCUUCGUCAGCCGCAUCCGGGCCCAGCGCUGCCAGAUGGUACAGACAGAUAUGCAGUAUGUGUUCAUAUACCAAGCACUUCUGGAGCACUACCUGUACGGUGACACGGAGCUGGAGGUGACCUCCCUAGAGAUCCACCUCCAGAAAAUCUACAACAAAGUGCCAGGGACCAGCAGCAACGGGCUGGAGGAGGAGUUCAAGAAGCUCACUUCAAUCAAAAUCCAGAAUGACAAGAUGAGGACGGGCAAUUUGCCAGCCAACAUGAAGAAGAACAGGGUGCUUCAGAUAAUUCCAUAUGAGUUCAACCGAGUAAUCAUUCCAGUGAAGAGAGGGGAGGAGAACACAGACUAUGUAAACGCUUCCUUCAUUGAUGGUUAUCGCCAGAAGGAUUCCUACAUCGCCAGCCAAGGGCCGCUGCAGCACACGAUAGAGGACUUCUGGAGGAUGAUCUGGGAGUGGAAAUCCUGCUCCAUAGUGAUGCUGACAGAGCUGGAGGAGAGAGGCCAGGAGAAGUGUGCCCAGUACUGGCCAUCCGACGGCUCCGUGUCCUACGGGGACAUCACGGUGGAGCUGAAGAAGGAGGAGGAGUGUGAGAGCUACACAGUGAGAGACCUGCUGGUGACCAACACCAGGGAGAACAAGAGCCGACAGAUCCGGCAGUUUCACUUCCAUGGCUGGCCAGAGGUUGGGAUCCCCGGGGAUGGGAAGGGCAUGAUCAACAUCAUUGCAGCGGUGCAGAAGCAGCAGCAGCAGUCUGGCAACCACCCCAUCACUGUGCACUGCAGUGCUGGAGCAGGAAGAACGGGCACCUUCUGUGCGCUGAGCACUGUCCUGGAGAGGGUGAAGGCAGAGGCCAUCCUCGAUGUCUUUCAGACAGUCAAGAGCUUGAGACUACAGAGGCCACACAUGGUGCAGACACUGGAACAGUACGAAUUCUGCUACAAGGUGGUGCAGGAAUACAUCGACGCCUUCUCAGACUACGCCAACUUCAAGUGAAGAAAAACAGGAACAAAAAUCCACAGCCACCCUCCCCGAAACAAAUGACAGAAGAGUUGCCUUCUUUAAUAUUUUGUAAUAUUCUGUUUGUUAAUAUACCCCUCCCAAACAAAACAAAAAAAAACCUAUGUGUAUAUAUCUUAACUGUUUUAGAGGUUGGUACCAUAAGCUUCAUAUUAGCUGGAGAUUUUAUAUGUAGCAAAGUGUUAGUGCAGAUACUGUUGGCUCCUUUUUUUCCAAUGUUUUAUUGGGGAAUUAAAUAGCGUGAUGUUUGGAUUAAUAUUGUCAUACCAUCUCUCUUCUGGAGAGUUGAUACAGGCUGUUAUUUUGUUUGUAAAUCUCUUUUUUUUUUUUUUUUUUCUUGAGGGAGUAAAGCCUUUUUUUAAAAAAAAAAAAAAAAGGAAAGAAAGAUAUUCUGGAUCUCAUCUGAAACAAAACCCAAACCCCCCCCACUACAACCCCACCAGCACAAGCUUUUCCAAACCUGCAGGGAAAUGGUUUCACAUUUUUCUGCUGGUCAGCUCUUAAGAAAAAUAAG
Molecule: messenger RNA, 3182 nt
Organism: Passer montanus (Eurasian tree sparrow)
Lineage: Eukaryota; Metazoa; Chordata; Aves; Passeriformes; Passeridae
Gene: PTPRA
Product: protein tyrosine phosphatase receptor type A
Exons: 24
Coding region: 218-2644 (808 amino acids)
Biological process (GO): protein dephosphorylation
Molecular function (GO): protein tyrosine phosphatase activity
Source: RefSeq, a predicted model, not a curated record